AUGAAUAACAAUCCUGCUGCUCGUCCUCCCAUGCUGAACGUUUCUACGGUCAUCAAAUCCAAAUGGAAAAUCCAAGGCAAACUCGGACAAGGUGCUUUUGGUGAAACCUAUGCUGCUGUUGAUCUCCAUAGUGGUGAAGAUGUUGCUAUCAAAGUUGAAAAAUUGGAUAAUAAGAAGAUGAUUCUCAAAUUAGAGGUCAUUGCUUUAAAGAAGGUUCAAGCCUGUCCCUAUGUGGUGCGGUACAUUCAUAGUGGUCGCCAAGAUGAUUAUAACUUUUUGGUGAUGGAAAGGCUUGGAGAAAGUUUAGCCGACCUUCAAGGUGUACAUAAAUUGGGUUAUAUCCAUCGUGACGUAAAGCCCUCUAACUUUGUGAUGGGAAGAUCAAAACCUAAACGUGGUAGAGCUUAUCUAAUCGAUUUUGGUUUGGCACGUAAAUAUAAACUUCCAAGUGGCGAGAUUAGACCUCCUCGUCGCAAUGCAGGAUUUAGAGGUACAGCUCGUUAUGCAUCGAUAAAUUCACAUCACUCAAAAGAAUUGGGAAGACGAGAUGAUUUAUGGUCAGUCUUCUAUGUUCUUGUUGAAUUUGCAUUAGGAUCUUUACCUUGGAGAAAAAUCAAAGACAAAGAACAUAUUGGUGAACUUAAAGAACGCUUCACAAAUGCUGAGCUGGUAAAAGAUUUACCCAAUGAAUACCAACUUUUUAUGGAACAUUUACAAAAAUUAGGUUAUGCUGAUGAACCUGACUACGAUUACUUGAAAUCUCUACUUUUACAAGUUUAUAGCAGGGAGGGAUAUUCUCAUGAUGAACCAUUUGACUGGCAAAGAAAAGAAAAAACUUCUGUGCCUCCUCAAAUUGACAUCACAAGUAUUGUGGAUGACCAACCAGUUGUUUCUGCUGAUGACAGAUUGCCAAAUAGAUUUGUGACAGGUGGUCCAAAGAGCUUGGAUAAUGAGAAUCAAAAGCCUGCUCAAGGAAAUAAGAAAAAUGAUAAUGAGGAAUCGGAAAAGUCAGGAAAAGGUUGUAAAUGUAUUAUUUUGUAA
Molecule: messenger RNA, 1041 nt
Organism: Naegleria fowleri
Lineage: Eukaryota; Heterolobosea; Eutetramitea; Acrasida; Naegleriidae
Exons: 3
Coding region: 1-1041 (346 amino acids)
Biological process (GO): signal transduction; peptidyl-serine phosphorylation
Cellular component (GO): nucleus; cytoplasm
Molecular function (GO): protein serine/threonine kinase activity; ATP binding
Source: RefSeq, a predicted model, not a curated record